Messenger RNA from Pipra filicauda (Wire-tailed manakin), 3387 nucleotides. It is a transcript of the gene BMP1, whose product is annotated as bone morphogenetic protein 1. The transcript is spliced from 19 exons. Lineage: Eukaryota; Metazoa; Chordata; Aves; Passeriformes; Pipridae. Gene Ontology annotation, molecular function: zinc ion binding; calcium ion binding; metalloendopeptidase activity. Gene Ontology annotation, biological process: proteolysis. Bases 15 to 3026 code for a protein of 1003 amino acids. The record is from RefSeq and is a predicted model, not a curated record.
ACCCGGCCGGAGCCAUGGCCGGGCUGCGGAGCUGCGGGCUGCUCCUCUGCCUGCUCCUGGCCCGGGCCCUGCGCUUCCCGGACUAUUCCUACGUGCUGGAGGAAGAGGAGGAGGAGGACGAGGAGCCCCUGGACUACAAGGACCCCUGCAAAGCCGCCGCCUUCCUGGGUGACAUUGCCCUGGACGAGGAGGACCUGCGGCUCUUCCAGGUGGACCGGGUGGUGGAUCUGUCCCGUCACACCGUCACCCGCCUGCCCUCCAACUCCUCAGGUACCGCCGCACCCCCAAAGCCCCUCCACCCACCUCCACCCCCCCUACGGGGGGGGGCUGCCCACGCUGAACCCCCUUCCCCCACAGGCAGCAACUCCACCAGCCCCCGGCCGGGCCACCCUCGGCGCAGCCGGGGCCGGCAGCGGAGCCGCCGGGCAGCCACGUCCCGGCCGGAGCGAGUGUGGCCGGACGGGGUCAUCCCCUACGUCAUCAGUGGCAACUUCAGCGGCAGCCAGCGAGCCAUAUUCCGGCAGGCGAUGCGGCACUGGGAGAAGCACACCUGUGUCACCUUCCUGGAGCGCAACGACGAGGACAGCUACAUCGUGUUCACCUACAGACCCUGCGGGUGCUGUUCCUACGUGGGCCGCCGGGGAGGGGGACCCCAGGCCAUCUCCAUCGGCAAGAACUGCGACAAGUUCGGCAUCGUGGUGCACGAGCUGGGUCACGUCAUCGGGUUCUGGCACGAGCACACGCGCCCCGACCGGGAUGACCACGUCUCCAUCAUCCGGGAGAACAUCCAGCCAGGGCAGGAAUACAACUUCCUGAAGAUGGAGCCGGAGGAGGUGGAGUCGCUGGGGGAGACUUAUGACUUCGACAGCAUCAUGCACUACGCCAGGAACACCUUCUCCAGGGGCAUCUUCCUGGACACCAUCCUGCCCAAGUACGACGUGAACGGCGUCCGGCCGGCCAUCGGGCAGAGGACACGGCUCAGCAAAGGGGACAUCGCCCAGGCCCGCAAGCUCUACCGCUGCCCAGCCUGCGGGGAGACACUCCAGGACAGCCAGGGCAACUUCUCCUCCCCGGAAUUCCCCAAUGGAUACUCUGCCCACAUGCACUGCGUCUGGAGGAUCUCGGUCACCCCCGGAGAGAAGAUCAUCCUGAAUUUCACCACCCUGGACCUGUACCGAAGCCGGCUGUGCUGGUACGACUACGUGGAGGUGAGAGACGGGUUCUGGAGAAAGGCCACGCUGCGAGGCAGGUUCUGCGGGAACAAGCUGCCCGAGCCCAUCAUCUCCACCGACAGCCGCCUCUGGGUCGAGUUCCGGAGCAGCAGCAACUGGGUGGGCAAAGGAUUCUUCGCUGUCUACGAAGCCAUCUGUGGGGGGGAUGUGAAGAAGGACAACGGGCACAUCCAGUCCCCCAACUACCCCGACGACUAUCGGCCCAGCAAGGUGUGCGUCUGGAAAAUCACCGUCUCCGAGGGCUUCCACGUGGGAUUGACCUUCCAGUCCUUCGAGAUCGAGCGGCACGACAGCUGUGCCUACGACUACCUGGAGAUCCGGGAUGGCAGCACUGAGUCGAGCAGCCUCAUCGGCCGCUACUGCGGCUACGACAAGCCCGACGACAUCAAGAGCACCUCCAACAAGCUCUGGAUGAAAUUCGUCUCCGACGGCUCCAUCAACAAGGCGGGUUUCGCCGUCAACUUCUUCAAAGAGAUGGACGAGUGCUCCCGGCCCAACAACGGCGGCUGCGAGCAGCGCUGCGUCAACACCCUGGGCAGCUACAAGUGUGCCUGUGACCCUGGUUAUGAGCUGGCAACCGACAAGCGCCGCUGCGAGGCCGCCUGCGGAGGUUUCCUCACCAAGCUCAACGGCUCCAUCACCAGCCCGGGGUGGCCCAAGGAAUACCCCCCCAACAAGAACUGCAUCUGGCAGCUGGUGGCCCCCACCCAGUACCGCAUCUCCCUCCAGUUCGACUUCUUCGAGACCGAGGGCAACGACGUGUGCAAGUACGACUUCGUGGAGGUGCGCAGCGGGCUGACGGCCGACUCCAAACUGCACGGCAAGUUCUGCGGCGCCGAGAAGCCCGACGUGAUCACCUCGCAGUACAACAACAUGAGGAUCGAGUUCAAGUCCGACAACACCGUCUCCAAAAAGGGCUUCAAAGCCCAUUUCUUCUCAGACAAGGAUGAGUGCUCCAAGAACAACGGGGGCUGCCAGCACGAGUGCCUCAACUCCUUCGGCAGCUACGAGUGCCAGUGCCGCAGCGGCUUCGUGCUGCACGACAACAAGCACGACUGCAAGGAAGCCGGCUGUGACCACAAGGUGACAUCCAUCUCCGGGACCAUCACCAGCCCCAACUGGCCCGACAAAUACCCCAGUAAGAAGGAGUGUACCUGGGCCAUCAGCACCACGCCGGGGCACCGCGUCAAGCUGACCUUCUCGGAGCUGGACGUGGAGGCGCAGCAGGAAUGCGCCUACGACCACCUGGAGAUCUACGACGGGAAGGACGCCAAGGCCCCGGCACUCGGCCGCUUCUGCGGGGCCAAGGAGCCCGAGCCCAUCGUCUCCUCGGGCAACAAGAUGUUCCUCAAGUUUGUCUCCGACAACUCCGUCCAGAAGAAGGGAUUCGAGGCCACCCACACCACAGUGUGCGGGGGCCAGGUCCGUGCUGAGGUGAAGACCAAGGACUUGUAUUCCCACGCACAAUUCGGGGACAACAACUACCCGGGGGGCUCGGACUGCGAGUGGGUGAUCAUGGCGGAGGAGGGGUUCGGCGUGGAGCUCAUCUUCCAGACCUUUGAGAUCGAGGAGGAAGCCGACUGCGGAUACGACUACAUGGAGCUCUUCGACGGCUACGACGGGACGGCCCCGCGCCUCGGCCGCUUCUGCGGCUCCGGGCCCCCCGAGGAGAUCUACUCGGCCGGAGACUCCGUGAUGAUCCGCUUCCACUCGGACGACACCAUCAACAAGAAGGGUUUCCACCUUCGCUACACCAGCACCAAGUUCCAGGACACGCUGCACACGAGGAAAUGAGGGCCGGGGGUCCCGGCCCCCCCGCGGGCAGGGGAGGAGGAGGAGGAGGGCAGGGAGGAAGGCGGGGAGCGCUGCUGCCCCGCACAGACUGCACGGAGGAGGAGCACACAGCCAACCUCAGCACUCAAGACACGCUCGCACGGGGCGCCGGGGCUCGGGCGCCCACGGCACGGGGGGCACCGGGGGGGUCCCCACUGGCAACCACCCACCCCGGUGCUGGGGGGGCCGAGUGGGACCUGCUGCCCUUCCCUGCCCCGGCCGAAGCUCUGAAUGUACAAACCAGUAACCGGGAAGAGCCCAAAACACACACAAGGUGCUGUCUCUCUCUUGUACCCAUGAAAUAAAUACCCUUGUACUUGGA